AUGCUAUCUAGAUUGUGUGUAUAGAAAUUUACUACUUAAAUUCAUGGAGUUCCAAUAAAAUGUAAUGGCUUGGUUAUUAUGAUAUAGUAUUGGAAGCUAUGAAAUUUGACAUCCCUAAAGUGUCAGAGGAACGACACAAAAACAUUAGAACUCUUACUUGUUAUCUAUAGGAUCGAUUACAUGACAGUUAAUUAAUGGACUUUGUUCGAGAUGUUGAGUUAAUAAAAGAGAAAGUAUUGAUGUAUUUUAAUAAUUGUUUAGGUGUAUACUAACACUUUAUAAUUGAAAUCUAGUAUUUUCAGACUUUUUAAUUAGUGUAUUAUUAUAAUGUUAUUGUAGAUCAAGUAUUAGAUCUUGUUCCAUUGGCUUUAAGAAUCGACUUUUAAGAAUUACAACCAGAGCAUUUUUAUGAUGAUUUUGACAGAAUUGAGACAGAGAUCAAAAGCGAAUAUAAUUGUUUUGUUUAGAAUAGAGCAAGUCUAUUUUAGCCAUAGAAUAAAAGUCUAACUGAUUUCAUUCAAUAUAAACGUAAACACCAUAGAUUGAGAAUUGAAGAAGAUGAAAAAGUACCUGUUUUUACAUAAUUAAUUGAUGAUGGUUUGAUAAACACUCUAUUACCAAAAUAAGAGAUAGAGUCAUAUGAAAUAAAUAGUAAAGAGAUUGUUAAGAAUUAAUUGGUAUUGGCUAGAAAUUCUAGAUUAAUGAAUAAAUAAAUUAAACUGAAAGAUGAAAAUGAAUUAAGAACACCUUUAUAAUUAAGAUAAGUUGUAAGUGAAGAAUAAAUUAAAGAAACUCAUUAAGUAUGUUUAUAUAAUUUACCAUACAUAUUGGAUGAGAAAUUUAAAUAGGAAUGUAAAGAGUAUUUUGAGAAUAGAUUUGGUGAAAUAGACUCUAUUGAAUAUUAUGAGUAUUGUAAUUUCAAAAAACAAAUUGAUCAAAUAACAACAAAUAAUAAAUCAAAUGACAAUAAAGAUUUCUAAUAAAGUUUGGAUUAAUUGAGUUAAACUAAGAAAUUAUUAGACAGAGUAAAAGUAAAUAAAAAUAAAAAAUUAUAUAAAUCAUAUGCUGUUAUCAAUUUCAAAAAUAAGGAAUCUAAAUAAAAUGCACUUUAUUAGGAUUUAAGAAUAUUUGGGAUUAAAUUUAAGGAUUUACAAUUAAGGAUUGAUGAUGCUGACCAUAAGAAACUUAUUUAUGUCAAUAAUUUAUCAAAAUAUUCUAAUGUGAAAUAUUUUGUUGAAUUUCUAAAUUUGCAUUUGGGUAUUCAAUUUGAGCCACUAGAUGAAAGAACAUAAUUAUAGAAUAAUAUAAUAUGUUUAAUAUUAAAAGACUUUUAAGAAACUCAAUUAGCUUUUAAUAAAUUGAACAAUUUAACAUUUUCAGUAAAGCUAUUUUAAAUAUUUCUAGAGAUUUAAAAUGAAUGUAUUUCAUUAUCCUGAUGGUUUGAAGUAUAUGGGUUGUAAAAUAGCAGAACAUUUUAAUAGUAAUAUUGCUCUUUUGAUUUUGGAAUAGAAUUUAUCAAAAUUGCGAUUUGAAAUGGAUUAAAAUUGGAAGGAAGUUCAAUUCGAAAUAGAAUCGAGGGAGAUAGUUACUAAAGAGCCUUAAUAUCCUAUUAGAUAAGAGAUCCAUUCAACCGAUAUGCAAUAAUGCAUAAUUGAGAUGAUUGAGGAUUCUUAUCAAGAAGAGGAUUUUUAAUUAGAGCUCUUUGGUUUAGUUUGGGAUGAAGAAGCUCAAUACUGAUU
This is a messenger RNA of Paramecium pentaurelia, 1739 nucleotides long. The record is from the annotation of a GenBank genome assembly. Lineage: Eukaryota; Ciliophora; Oligohymenophorea; Peniculida; Parameciidae.